Messenger RNA from Dentiscutata erythropus, 525 nucleotides. The record is from the annotation of a GenBank genome assembly. NCBI's taxonomy places the organism in Eukaryota, Fungi, Glomeromycota, Glomeromycetes, Diversisporales, Gigasporaceae.
AUGAGUCUUUCAGCUAUUCUUCAUACUGACAAUGGGAGUGAAUAUGUUGGAAAUGAUUUUAAAGAAAUGUUAAAUUCUAAUUUGCCAAAAAUUAAAAUAGCUCAUGGUCAUCCUAGAACUUUUUGCCAUCAAGGGCUUGUAGAAAAAGAAAAUAAUAUUCUUCAGAUAAAAUUAGGAGCAUGGAUGAAGAAUACAGAAAAUAACAAUUCUUAUAAUCAAGAAUUGCUCUUAGAAAACUCUGAAAUUAAUGAUAGCACUAGUGAAUUUGAGAAUUCUAAUUUGGAAGAUUCUGAUUCUAGAUAUUCUAAUUUAGAAGACUUUAUAUUAACUUAUUCUAAUUCAACUAAUUUAGAUUUAGAAAAUACUUAUUUAGAAAAUUCUGAAUUCCAAAUUGAGAAUAGUUUUGAAACAAGUAUUUUAGACUCAGAUGACUUUUUAGAAAAUUUAAUACAGAAUAUUAUUAAUAUAAAUAAUACAGAGUCAAUUAAAUUUCUAUGUUAUACUGCUCAACAAAAAGAAAAAUGA